AUGGCGCUGAACGUGGGCUUCUCGCGCGGCGGCACCAGCUCCUGGGCGGACGAUGACGACGAUGACGCGGACUUCCAGCCGCUACCGGGUUCCGCCAAAAUCUCUGCAACGGAGACGCCACCGCCUAUCGAAGAGGAAGAGACGCUGCAAAAAAGAGAGCAGCAAUACGACGAACCUCGUCAAGGCUCUCACCGCGAGCAUUUUCGAGAUGAAGGACGUGACGGUCAUCGAGACCGUCGUGGCGGGUACGAAGAGCGUCGCGAGGUGCGUGCCCCACGAGAGGAGCGGCCCAAGAACCCGGUGCCGGACGCUGGUCCGUGGAAGCUGUUUGUGGGCAACUUGUCGUACCGUGUGACACCAGACGAUCUGGCCGAGUUUAUCGGUGUCGACGGCAUUAAAGACAUUCGACUUCCACGUGACUAUGACAAUCGGUCCAAGGGCAUUGCUUUUGUGGAGUUUGACGACAAGGAAAAGCUCGUAAAAGCGCUCGAGCUGGACGGAGUCGACUGUGACGGCCGUCGAGUUAAGAUGGACGUGGUGCUCGAGAGUGAUCGCAAGUCACGCGACAAGGGGCGAUUCGAGAAGCGUAGCGACCAAUCAUCGACUGAUCGUUCGCGGAGACGCAGUGAGGGCAACAUUGCUCCACAAGAACGCCCGCGUCUGUCGCUGUUACCACGCACCACUUCUUCCGGGCAAAAAGAUUCGGGCGAACACAAGCCCAACAUUUUUGGUGAGGCGAAGCCGCGCGAUGAAAGUGCUUACUUGGAGCGUAAGAAAGCUUUGGACCUCGAGCGCGAGAUGAAGGCCAAAGAGGCGAAGGAAAAGGCCAAGGAAGCUAAGGAGGCUAAGGAGGCCACAGAAGCCAAAGAGGCCAAGGCUAAGGUUGACGCCGAGGUUGCUGUGUCCGCUCGCAAGAGCUCACGUGACGAUGGCUCUCGUCGCGGUCGAGGGCGUGGCCGUGGUGACCGUCGUCCCGUCGACGGCGGUCGUGGUCGUGGUGCUUCCGUAAAGGAAAACGUCGACGGCGGUCGUGGUCGUGGUGCUUCUGUAAAGGAAAACGUUCCUGCACGGAAGUCGGAAGUUCGCCCGAAGCGAGUUGAGCCUGUCAAGAUCAAGAUCUUGGAACCGGCGCCGGCAAAAACAGCCAACCCGUUUGGUAUCCUGAACGACUCCGACUCGGAUUCAGACUAG
Molecule: messenger RNA, 1191 nt
Organism: Peronospora matthiolae
Lineage: Eukaryota; Oomycota; Peronosporomycetes; Peronosporales; Peronosporaceae
Source: the annotation of a GenBank genome assembly